Striga hermonthica is the source of this 714-nucleotide messenger RNA. The record is from the annotation of a GenBank genome assembly. Lineage: Eukaryota; Viridiplantae; Streptophyta; Magnoliopsida; Lamiales; Orobanchaceae.
AUGAGACCAAAGAUUUAUCUGUUUGGAGAUUCGAUAACUGAGGAGUCGUUCAGCUAUGGCGGAUGGGGCGCUUCACUGACCGAUCACUUUGCUCGCACGGCUGAUGUAGUUUUGAGAGGGUACAGUGGAUACAACACAAGAUGGGCUUUGAAGAUAAUAGAAAGCGUGUUUCCGUUCAGCGAGAUCGGAAGAGAUCAACCGGCGGCGAUUACCGUAUUUUUCGGUGCGAAUGAUGCUUGUUUACCCGAUAGAUCUAGCAAGUUUCAACAUGUGCCGCUGGAAGAGUACAAGCACAAUCUCCAAGCUCUUGUCGCAUACUUCAAGAAGCAAUGGCCAUCGACUCACAUUAUCCUCAUCACACCACCUCCGAUUGACGAGCAAGCACGCAUCCUGUACCCUUAUCCCGGCAAUGUGCCCGGGAUUCCCGAGAGGACCAAUGAGUUUGCUGGCGCGUACGCCAAACAAUGCCUUGCUGUUGAGGCUGAAUGUGGCGUUUCUUCUAUUGAUCUGUGGGGGAAAAUGCAGGAGUUUCCUGGUUGGCAAACGGCUUAUUUGAGGGAUGGAUUGCAUCUCACUCAAGAUGGCAAUAAGGUUGUGUUCGAGGAAGUGAUUGCACGGCUGAGGGAGAAACAAAUAAGACCCGAUACUUUACCAUCCGAUCUCCCACUCCUAGACGAAAUCGAUCCAAACGACCCCCUAAAGUCUUUUGAGUAG